AUGUUUUUGUCACUCCCCUCCCCACAGAGUUUGAUCGGUUUGGUUGUCAGUGUUCUAUUAUUCACUGCACAUGCCGACGAAGAAAGCAAGCUCGCCGAAACGAAACACGAACAGUUAGAAGAACUGACGGCUCAAGCUACGGGCUACGACAGUAAUGGCAGGGUACAGUUACUUGGUAUCCCUAUUAGAUUAGCAACCAACAGAGGCGGGAGAGGUUCAAGAAACGGUGGUUAUGGAGCUGAAGGAGACUACAGCGGCAGUGGUAGUGGAGUUACUGUCUUCGGUGUUGUAAAGGGUAGUCAAGGUUACGAUGGUGGUCCUGGGAGUGGUUAUGGCAAUGAAGGUGGCGGUUAUGGCGGUGGCACUGUUGGUGGUGGUGGUGGCUAUAUUAAUGGAGGUAGGGGUCCUGGUGGUGUCACUCUCGUUGGUCUUCCCGGUGGUGGUGGCUACAAUAGUGGAGCUGGUGGUCUUGGUGGUGUUACUCUUGUUAGUCCCCCCGGUAGUAGUGGCUACAUCAGUGGAGCUGGUGGUCCUACUCUCGUUGGUCAUCCUGGUGGCGGUGGCUACAAUAGUGGAAUCGGUAGUUAUAGCAGUAGAGGUGGUGCUCCUGCUGGUGUUGUUUUCGUUGGUGUGCCCGGUGGCGGUAGUUACAGUACUGGAGGCGGUGUUUACGGUGGUGGAAACAGUGGGUAUGGUGGUGUACCUCUCCUUAUUCCUGCUGGUGGUGGUGGCUCUGGUUACAGUGGUGGAGUUGGUAGCUAUGGUGGUGUUGGUACCACUCUUUAUGGUCUGGGCGGCGGCGGUGGUGGUGGUAUAAAGAGUAAUAGAGGCGUUAAAGGUUAUAAUGGUGGGAAUGGUGGAUACGGUGGUGGUCCUGGUGGGGCCACUCUCGUUGGCCAGAUUGCUAGUGGUGGUAGUGGAUACGGUAGCUACGGUGGUGGUUUGGAUGGUUCUGCUCUAGUUGGUCAGCUUCCAGGCAGUGGUAUUGGAUAUGGUAAAUACGGUGGUGGUUCUGGUGGUUCUGCUCUCGUUGGCCAGCUUCCACACAGUGGUAGUAGAUAUGGUAAAUACGGUGGUGGUUCUGGUGGUUCUGCUCUCGUUGGUCAUGAUGCCGGUGGUGGUAGUGGAUAUGAUGGUAGAGACAGUGAUUAUGACGGUAAAAGUAGCGACUACAACAGUGUAGGCGAUGGUUAUAAAAGUGGAGGUGGUGGAAGUGACAGUCAUAGCAGAUUAGAUGGAGAUUACAACAGUGGAAGUUAUGGCAAUGGUGGUGAAAGUAGUGGUUAUGGAAGUGCAAGUAGUAUUGAUGGUGAUAGAAGUAGUCGUGGAAGCAGUAUAUUUAGAGAUGGAAGGAGCAGAUACGAUGAUGAAAUCGGGGGCUAUGGUGAUGGUGGACACAGUAGUGUAUUUACUGAUGGCAGUAGUGGAUAUGGCAGCAGAUAG
Molecule: messenger RNA, 1443 nt
Organism: Limulus polyphemus (Atlantic horseshoe crab)
Lineage: Eukaryota; Metazoa; Arthropoda; Merostomata; Xiphosura; Limulidae
Product: glycine-rich cell wall structural protein-like
Exons: 1
Coding region: 1-1443 (480 amino acids)
Source: RefSeq, a predicted model, not a curated record